UCUUGGAUUUAAAGGGGCUCGAGCGACACUUUACGUCGACGGGAGGUGUUGGGUUUCGUCGUUAUUUGUUGUGAAAUUCAAAGUUUUUGGGGGAGAAGGUGAUGCAGAAAACGCAUAUGGUCGCAUCGCAUCACAGAGGUUGUGGCUGUAGCGCCUGGGUCGGCUCUGGUGCUCUUCUUGUGGUUUAGCUCCGCCGGGGCUGAGGCAGCUGAGCCUGAGGGAGGGACCCGGACCGCCACCGCGCGCGGCAGUAAUGCGAUAUUUUACAUUCGCUUUACUAGUCUAGGCUACUCUGUCUAGUAGUGCUCGUUUCCCGCUGUAAACAUUAGUUUGUGCACACAAGUUCCCGAAAGAAGAAAAAGGAGACGCCCGUUCCCGCGGAGAACACGCACGCACAGGUUUGCUCCAGUAGAAAAUGUCCACAAUGGUCUACCCACGUGAAGAGAAGCUGGAGAAGCUAUCACAGGAGGAGAUCAUCUCCAACACCAAGCUGGUGAUCCAGGGGCUUGAAGCGCUGAAGAACGAACACAAUUCCAUUCUGCACAGCCUGCUGGAGACCAUCAAGUGCCUGAAGAAGGAUGAGGAGGCCAACUUGGUGCACGAGAAGUCCAACCUGCUACGCAAGUCUGUGGAAAUGAUUGAACUAGGGCUGGGAGAGGCACAGGUGAUGAUGGCCCUGUCCAACCACCUGAAUGCAGUGGAGUCGGAGAAGCAGAAACUGCGGGCGCAGGUCCGGCGCCUGUGCCAGGAGAACCAGUGGCUGCGGGACGAGCUGGCCAAUACGCAGCAGAAGCUGCAGAAGAGCGAGCAGAACGUGGCCCAGCUAGAGGAGGAAAAGAAGCACUUGGAGUUCAUGAACCAGCUCAAGAAAUACGACGAAGACGUCUCCCCUUCGGAGGAAAAGGAUGGAGAACCCCCCAAGGAUAAUCUAGAUGACCUGUUCCCCAAUGAGGAGGAGGAACAUGGGCAAGGAAUGCCGCACCAGCACAACAGUGCGGCUGUAGCAGCAGCCCAGCAGGGCGGGUAUGAGAUUCCAGCUCGCCUACGCACCCUUCAUAACCUGGUGAUCCAGUAUGCCUCACAGGGCCGCUAUGAGGUGGCCGUGCCACUCUGCAAGCAGGCUCUGGAGGACCUGGAGAAGACUUCUGGCCACGACCACCCAGACGUGGCCACCAUGCUCAACAUUCUGGCCCUGGUCUACAGGGACCAAAACAAGUACAAGGAGGCAGCCCAUCUGCUCAAUGAUGCCCUAUCCAUCCGUGAGAAAACCUUGGGCAAAGACCACCCAGCGGUGGCUGCCACACUGAACAACCUGGCCGUGCUGUAUGGAAAGAGGGGCAAGUACAAGGAGGCAGAGCCGCUGUGCAAGAGGGCACUGGAGAUCAGAGAAAAGGUGCUGGGCAAGGAGCAUCCAGAUGUAGCAAAGCAGUUGAACAACCUGGCACUGCUGUGCCAGAACCAAGGCAAGUACGAGGAGGUGGAGUACUACUACUGCCGUGCGCUGGAGAUCUACGAGUGCAGACUGGGUCCGGACGACCCCAACGUGGCCAAGACCAAGAACAACCUGGCCUCCUGCUACCUGAAACAGGGGAAGUACAAGGAGGCAGAGAUCCUGUACAAGGAGAUUCUGACCCGUGCUCAUGAGAAGGAGUUUGGAUCGGUUGAUGCUGAGAACAAGCCCAUCUGGAUGCAUGCUGAGGAGAGGGAGGAAAUGAGCAAGAGCAAGCACAGAGACAAUACCCCAUAUGGCGAGUACGGUGGCUGGUACAAGGCCUGCAAGGUCAACAGCCCAACUGUAAACACCACCCUGCGGAACCUGGGUGCUCUGUACCGCCGGCAGGGCAAGAUGGAGGCCGCUGACACCCUGGAGGAGUGCGCCAUGAGGUCCCGUAAGCAGAGCAACACAGGCAUUGACCCCAUCCACCAGACACGGGUGGUCGAAAUCCUGAAGGACGGUGAGGGUGACCGCCGGCGGAGCCGUGACAGCCUGGGCGGUAGUGUCAAGUAUGAGAACAGCUCUGAGGCCAGCGAGGAAGUGAGUAUGGGCAUAGACUGGAACGGGGACGGCAGCGGGGGCCUGCGACGCAGCGGCUCCCUCGGGAAGCUGCGGGACGUCCUGCGCCGGAGCAGCGAGAUGCUGGUGAAGAAACUGCAGGGCAACAUGCCGCCGGAGCCACGCAACCCCAGCAUGAAACGAGCUGCUUCGCUCAACUACUUGAACAACAACGGCGACGACUCCUUUCAGAGUGCUGGGAGGCUGAGGGAGAGCAGGGGCCUGAGCUCCAGCAACGUGGACAUCUACAGCGGGAACUGAGGGUCGGCGCCCGGCGCCCCUCACCUGAGCUCGCCCACCUGCGUCACGGUGGUGCCCAGACUGGGGGUGCAGCGCCGGUUUCGCCCACCUGCUGCUUCGCCCCUCCCGCCCAAACGGACAUUCGGCCCACGGGGACGUCCCCUCAUCCACGUCGAAUCUCGUCACCUUCCGCUCUCCCGUUCCCUGUCUUCCUGCGCCGGGGGCUCAUUGCCGGUCAGCCUCAAGGACGCAGAGCCGCGCCGUUUCCUUCCCCCAGCGACAUCGCGUUGCUUCCCGUUUGUGUUUUCCUGUGCCAAACACACACCGCCUCCUGCAUCCCCUCGCUAUCUUUUACCCUGCUGCGCUGUCCUGCGCAGUCACACACGUGAUUAGGAUGCAAAACGGUGCCGGAAGGCCUCCCGCAUGGCUCGCCGAGCACAGGUGUCGCACCGGGGGUCGAGUGACAGCGGCGUGUUCCCCCGGACAUCGUUCCUCACCCGUUGAGGCGUUUUGUCUCCUUUAAUCACUCGCACUUUUUGUAACUCUUUAGGGUUGUAUAGCCUCAUUUUUUAACUGCCAGUCAUUUGCGUCUUGUGGGUUUUUUUUUUCUUUUUUUUUUAAAAAUGAUGUACACUAAUUCUUGUUACUGUUUCCAAUGUUGAGAUUAGGAAACUUGCUCUGUAUUUUUCUCUGGUUUUGUAGCAGUGAUGAUAUUUACCAUGAAAUUGUGUGCAGACCCUCCGCUUCGGGUUUGUUUGUUUUUUUUUUUAUUUUUUUUUUAUUUUUUAAAAGUGGUUUGCGCUGCAUUGUUUAUCCACAUCGGCUGGGUUAGGUCCUUAUGCUAUAAGGUAGCUCUUUGUUGCUGAGCUUUAAGAGGUGCCAAAUUCCUAGGUUGGGGGUACUCAGGUUCGGGGGCUUGGUCAUUAAACACUAGCGUUAUUCCUACGGUGUAGCCUGGGCGAUAUUCGAAUGGCGUCUUCCGUGUUGGCGAGUUGGGCUUUUACAGUACAGUUUGGUUUUAGACAGAGCACUGGGGUGGGCAGGGUGUAGUACGCAAGAGAUGCGUUUAACUGCCAAAAUCUCGCUUUGUCGUGUUGUUAUUGACUGUGGUGUGUGUGUGUGUGUGUGUGUGUGUGUGUGUGUGUGUGUGUGUGUGUGUGUGUGUGUGUGUGUGUUUUCUCCCCAAGUUUCAUCCCGGCUACAACAUCACACACACACAUCCCCGUUAACAGAAUAACAGCAGUCAUGGCGUCUCCCUUCGGAAACUAGAGAGGUCAAAUGAGGACCUGUUAGUGUGGUGACCGCACCUGGUCAUCUGAGGUCAGGUAAAUGGCCAGCUGUGCCUAUGCCCCCCCUCCACCCACCCCGCCCCUGAGGUCAGGUACUGGAAACUGAAACACGAAAUACUGAAAUGCACAGAUUGUAGUAAAAACAUUAAAAUGUGAUUUUUGCA
Scleropages formosus (Asian bonytongue) is the source of this 3746-nucleotide messenger RNA. It is a transcript of the gene klc1b, whose product is annotated as kinesin light chain 1b. Gene Ontology annotation, biological process: microtubule-based movement. Gene Ontology annotation, cellular component: cytoplasm; kinesin complex. NCBI's taxonomy places the organism in Eukaryota, Metazoa, Chordata, Actinopteri, Osteoglossiformes, Osteoglossidae. Gene Ontology annotation, molecular function: kinesin binding. The coding region runs from base 416 to 2314 and encodes 632 amino acids. The record is from RefSeq and is a predicted model, not a curated record. The transcript is spliced from 17 exons.